UAGAAACCCGCGUCCCUUUCGUUUGCGCGACCGGUGGCCGGGCUUCCCCACCCCUCUCUUCCGCCCCUCCACCAUCCUUUCAACCGCCUCCCUCCAAACCCCAAUUCCCCUCUCCUCCCCUUCUCCCGAUUCCAAUCCGAUCCCUUGGGCCACCGCCCGUCAAUCCUAUUCGCCUCUUGGAAGAACCGCCCGACGAGCACGAGAUGGUGAAGAACAAGCAGCACGACAUCGAGGCUGGGGUGGGCGGCGGCGCUCUAUACCCCAACAUGAUGGAGAACCCACAGAUUCGGUGGGCCUUCGUUCGAAAGGUCUACACCAUCGUCGUCAUCCAGAUUCUGCUCACCAUCGCUGUCGCCUGCGUCGUCAUCUUUGUCCCAGCCAUCUCCCGCUUCCUCCUCGCCCAUACCCCUGCCUCAUUGGCCGUCUUUAUUCUAAUCAUCAUCGCGCCAUUCUUCGUUAUGUUGCCGAUGAUAUACUUCCGGCAGCGCCAUCCGAUAAAUCUGAUUCUCCUCAUGCUGUUCACGGUCUGCAUCAGCCUCACGGUCGGGUUGGCAUGCGCAACAAGGAGCGGAAAAGUUAUACUGGAAGCUGCAUCUCUGACGGUUGUUGUUGUUAUUGGGCUCACACUAUACACAUUCUGGGCUGCCAAAAGAGGCCAUGAUUUCAACUUCCUAGGGCCAUUCUUGUUUGCAGCCCUUCUGGUGUUGAUGAUAUACUGCUUCAUCCAGAUUUUCAUCCCAUUUGGAAAGGUCGGAACGACGAUCUAUGGGUGCUUGGCGGCGCUUAUUUUUUCUGGUUUCAUCAUCUACGACACCGACAACCUGAUCAAGCGCCACAGCUACGACGAUUAUGUCUGUGCUGCCAUUUCUCUGUAUCUUGACAUCGUCAACCUUUUCAUGGCUCUGCUCACAGCCUUCGGUGCUAGUGAUUCAUGAGCAGCUCGACGCCUCCAUUAAUGGCUCUGUUAACAGCCUUUAGUGCUAGUGAUUCAUGAGCAGUUCGACACCUCUAUCGGGCUUCUUCCUACCUUCAACUGCCAUGGAUACCGAACCUUAUAUAAGUGCAUAGUCUUCAAGUUGAUCAUGAUAACAGUUUUUGCCUGUAUGCUUUAACAUAACUGUAAUCAAAUUGUAAUGUGGUUCUGAGAGUGGCCUUGUAGUUAUGGACGGUCUUUGAAUUGAAAUACUGUAUUGCUAUGGAAGAGGGUAUUAUAAUUUUA
Messenger RNA from Phoenix dactylifera (date palm), 1219 nucleotides. RefSeq names its product protein LIFEGUARD 2-like. NCBI's taxonomy places the organism in Eukaryota, Viridiplantae, Streptophyta, Magnoliopsida, Arecales, Arecaceae. The record is from RefSeq and is a predicted model, not a curated record. Gene Ontology annotation, cellular component: membrane.